AACGUUCCUACGGUAACUUUCGUUGUUUGACUGUUAAACGAUUCAAGACUGAAAUAAUUUAUACGGAUUACUAGAUAAAAUGGAAGCUACAGACGAAUUAAGUAAAGAAAAUAGUGAACCUGCUGUAAAAGAAAAUAAUGUGGAACAAAAACUUAUACCACCUCAGGAUCCUCCAAAAAAAUCGAAAAAAGGCGACCGCCUUAACCAGGAUGAUAAAAAUAUGGAGCAACUCAUGAAAUCUCUGAAUUCCAUCCCUACAAUUGAAGAAAAGUUAGCCUUUGUCUGCAAAAAAUAUAUUCAAGGAGCAGAUGAAAAUAGAAAAAUGCAGUUCUAUAUUAAACAAUCUGAUAAACGGUAUGCAUUGCUGGUUAAGGAGAAGGAUCAGCUACAACAUGAGUAUAACAAGACAAUAUUAGUUAAAUCAAAACUAGAAAAUCUUUGUAGAGAGUUACAAAAACAUAAUAAAGCUAUCAAAGAGGAGUCACUUUUAAAGAUUCGUGAAGAAGAAGAACGCCGCAAGGAGACUCAGGCAAAGUUUCAAAACACAUUAUCAGAGAUAACAGCAUUAUUGCAACAGAAUAAUGAAAAAAAUGCUAAACUUAGAGAUGACAAUAUUAGUAUGACUGAGAAAUUUAAAAGUGUUGUGCAGCAAUACCAAUUAAGGGAACAACAGGUAGAUAAAAUGGCAAAACAGAUGGCAUUAGAAUCUCAAUUAUCAGAUGCAAAACUUCAAAAGUCUGCACUGGAACAUCAAGCAGAGAAAGAGCGCUUACUUGCUGAAGCAGAACAUAUGAAAGUUACAUUAGCCCAAUAUAGAGCCAAGAUUAUGGAGCUCCAGGGAACUGAAACUGCACUAAAGGGUCAAUUAGCAGUGUACACAGAUAAAUAUGAUGAGUUCCAAAAUGCACUUGUUAAAAGUAAUCAAGUGUUUGGUGGUUUUAAGGAGCAGAUGGAAAAGAUGUCCAAGAAGAUUCAAAAAUUAGAGAAGGAGUCUUUGUCAUGGAAGAAACGCUGGGAGACAUCACAGACAGCUCUCUUGGAUAUGUGUGGUGAACGACAAGCAAGCGAAGAAAAAGCAGUGGCAGCCAACAGACAUUUGCAUCAUAUGCAGGGAUUAUGUAGAACUCUGCAGGCGGAACGCACAGUAUUGUUGACUACGCUGAAGGAGAAUAACAUUGAACGGCCACCCUUGCCUACACCCGCGCCAACACCGCCCGUACCACCGCCGGCGCAAACUGCAAGUGAUGCAAAGGUUGAUGCCAUGGCAGCUAACUGUGCCCAAUUAAGACAAAGUCUUGCGCACCUGCAAACCCAACUAAACACAUUAACAAACAAAGAAGAGAAGGAAGAAUCACCUAAACCGGAAACCAAAAAGAAAUCAAAGUCGAAAAAGAAAGACAAAGCUCAAAAGGCAGCUGAAAAUACGGAAACAGUAACAAAUGAACAGAAAUCAGAGGAAAACAUUGAAAAUGUAAAGAAUGAAGAAUCAAUAGUAUUAGACACUGCGACACCAGAAAAUGUAGAAUCAGUAGACGAAAUAAAAGCUGAGGAAAAUGAUGAAAUCCAAAAUAUUGAAACAAGAGAUAGCCCUGAUGAAAAAAUUGAUAGUAAAACAAUGGAAAGUCUUAUACAAGCUAUUAAUAUGGCAAAUAUUAAUUUGUGUGACUUAGAAGUUGUCAGUGACGAAAUCAAAGGAGAAACACAAAAUCCGGAACUGAGUAAUGAUAUUCAUGAAAGUACUAAUGGCGAUGUUAAUGCAAUUUGUGAAAAAUCGUGUGAAUUACCUCAAGAGCCAAAAAAUGAUAGUAAUAUCGAUCUGAAAACUGAGAAUAUAAUCCAAAACCAAUAAGUGUCCGUUGUACCAUUUGGCAAGAGUUUUGUAAUGAAUUUUCGAAUAUCGUGUGAUCGACCUAGUCAAAAAGGCUGAGGUCUUAUUGACAUUUAUGUCGUGUAUUUGAAGACGAAUCGCGUGAUUUUUUUAUUAUAUAGAAUUAUAGUUUUAUAUAAAUCGUCUUUCAACACACAAAUAACCUAAAAAUACUAAAAUUUGGUUAUACAGUUACAUUAGAGUUACCGUAUUCUUUAAAUUGUUUACUGACUGAAACAGUAUUACAUAAAUUUACUUUUAUCUCAGGUAAGACAAAGAUAUUUUUGUAUUUUCAAUUACAAAAUCCGACUUCACUGAAGUAUGUUUUUUCCAAAACACAUUUGGUAAUUUGAAAAACAAAAGACGCAAUGGGUCAUAGUCCAAACGCAGUUAAUGUUUUCAUUUUCUAUACAUCGAAUUGAUUGCUCUUUGCUCUAUGUUUAAAAAAGUUGUAUUUGCUUGGUUUCAAUAUUUUUGUGUAACUUACACGUUAAGUUUGUAAAUAUAAUCAUUUGUUAAUGUCGUAAAACUCCUGGAUAUGUGAGUCAAGUUUGUUUCGAUAAAUAAAGUGUUUUGUAUGUGGA
Messenger RNA from Pieris brassicae (large cabbage white), 2451 nucleotides. RefSeq names its product gamma-taxilin. Lineage: Eukaryota; Metazoa; Arthropoda; Insecta; Lepidoptera; Pieridae. The transcript is spliced from 7 exons. The record is from RefSeq and is a predicted model, not a curated record. Gene Ontology annotation, molecular function: syntaxin binding. Bases 80 to 1849 code for a protein of 589 amino acids.